AUGGCGGACGACGAGGAUGACCUCGCUGCCGCGAUGGCGAUGUCCCUGGGGCAGUCCAGCGCGGCGCCGGCGCCGCCAGCACCCCAGAGCGCCGCGCAGGCGGCAGCGGCGGCUCUCCGAGCGAACCCCUCGGGGGCGCUGGCGGAGGCGGACUCGGUGGGGGUGGUCGCGAAGCUGUUGGGGAACCUGGCCAGGUCGCCCGGCGAGGAGAAGUUCAGGCGCGUGCGCGUCGGCAACUCGAAGAUCAGCAAAGCCCUCGGCUGCGACGGGGCCCGCGAGCUGCUGGCGGCCGCGGGCUUCGCGGAGGCCGGUGACGCGCUCGAGGUGCCGGCGCAGGUGCCCGCCGCGGAGGUUGCGGCAGCAGCACGGGAGGCUCUCGAAGCGCUCGCGUCUGUGGGGCUGGGGCCCUUCCUGCUGGCCGCGCAGCUGCGGGCCGACAGCGCCGUGCGGUGCGUGUGCGCGCUGCCCCAGGGUGGACUGGCCACAGGCGCCAUGGACAACUUGGUCCGCGUCUACAGCCAAGGGUUUGAGAGUGAGCCUCGUCUGCUGAGCGGACACCAGCGACGCGCUGGGGUGGACGGAGUGCUGGCGGUGGCUGCCAUGGGGCCCGAGAGUAUCGCGUCGGCAGGCCGCGACGGCAAGAUCCUACUUUGGCGCAAUGGCGCCGUGGAGUCCACCUUGGAGGGGCAUGGAGAGGGCGUGCAGGGCACGAACGUACACGUUGUCUGCUGCCUGGCGCGGCGCGACGACGGCUCCCUCUUCUCCGGUGGGUGGGACAAGACGGUUCGCGCAUGGCAUGGAGGGGCCCAGUCAGGGGUGCUGCAGGGGCACGAGGUGGCGGUCAACGCCGUCGCCAUCCUGCCAGGCGGCGACAUCGCGAGCGGCAGCGGCGACCAGACAAUAGGCAUUUGGCGCGGCGGCGCAAGGCUUCGGUCCGUGGGGGCGGGAGCGCCCGUGAGGGCGCUCUGCGCCUGCGGCGACUCGGGCCUCCUGGCCUCCGCCACCAACGACGGCUUCGCCCGUGUCUGGGACCCGGCCUCUGGUAAACAGCUAGCGGAGAUGAGGGUCGCCAACACCUACUUGCUCUCCAUUGGCUUCUGCGCCAGCAGCGGGGAGCUCGCGGCCGGCGCGGACGACGGGACGCUGGCGGUGAUGGCACUCGCUGGCGACGGUGGCCUAAGGCUGGUCGAGCGGAUCCAGCUCUGCGGUGAGGUGUACGGCCUGGCCUUCCUGGAGUCUGGCGACCUACAGCGGCCGCCGGGGACGCGGGCUGCACGGUGUGGACGCGGAGCCCCCUGCGGGCAGCCGCGGCGCCGGCGCGGGAGGAGCACGCCGCCCGGGCGCGGGCGCUGCAGGCGCACCGACGUCACCUUGGGGGGGCGGAAGAUGGCGCUGCAGUGGAACCGGGGCGAGGAGCCGCAGGCGGUGGCCAGGAGGUUCGUGGAGGCGAACGGGCUGGACCCCGCCCAUGCCGGCGACGUGACCGCCUUCGUGCUGCAGCAGCAUCAGGCCAUGGCAGGGCCCGGGGCAGGCGCAGCCCACGGGGGGUCCUACGACUUCAGCUACCCCGUGGAGGUGGCCGACGGCCGGAGACUGAAGAUCAGCUGGAACCGGGGAGACGAUCCCCAGCAGGUGGCCGUGGCCUUUGCCAGGCAGCACGGCGGCAUCGCAGCCGACGAGCUGCCCGCGAUCGCCCAGUUCCUCCAGCAGGUCUCCGGCGGGCCAGCGGCCCCCACCUUCGUCCAGCAGGCGCCCGCUGCAGCGCCGGAGCCGCCGGAGGCCCAGAAGCAGCAGGCGCUGGCACAGGUGACGGCGAUGGGCUUCUCCGAGGCGCAGGCGCGGGCGGCCCUGCAGGCCUCGGGCUGGUCGCUGGAGCUCGCCGUGCAGGCGCUCCUGGGCUGA
Messenger RNA from Prorocentrum cordatum, 1902 nucleotides. The record is from the annotation of a GenBank genome assembly. NCBI's taxonomy places the organism in Eukaryota, Dinophyceae, Prorocentrales, Prorocentraceae.